Molecule: messenger RNA, 3548 nt
Organism: Plectropomus leopardus (leopard coralgrouper)
Lineage: Eukaryota; Metazoa; Chordata; Actinopteri; Perciformes; Serranidae
Gene: tspy
Product: testis specific protein Y-linked
Biological process (GO): nucleosome assembly
Cellular component (GO): nucleus
Source: RefSeq, a predicted model, not a curated record
AUCAGAGCAUUGUUUUUCUGUCACGUCGAUGCACGGAUAGUAAGCUAACGGAUAUUGCAAACAUAAACUAAUAUAAAGAACGUGGGUUGUUUCCAGGGGCCGUACAGCACGGUGAGGUUUGCCCGUUUGGAGUAUUUCAUGUUUGGACUUUUAUUCUGGAGAAUGUGGAGCGGCCAUCGCUGCGAGGACACACACAUUGAGUAACGUGAGCUAAGUAGCGUUAGCAUUAGCCUGCUAAUUUCUAACAAGGCCGCGGAGAAACACGAGCUGCUUCCUGUUCAAGCUCCAUUGAGAAUGUAGGUUGCAUCACAAACAGCGUUAUAAAAUAAUUGCUUUGUAUCUAAGUAGCUAGCUCAGUGGUGUAGUCAAUUGCGUUUAAGUUUGUUUUAGUUGUGCUCGCGGGCUACCUAGCUUGUUAGCUAUUUUGCUAGCUAGCUAGCAUGAGUGAAGUGACGGGCUGCAAACAGUCCGCUGACUCUGCAUCGAGGAAACGGUGUCCAUCACCAGACCAAGAUGAAAGCAAAACUAUCCCCUGCAAGUCCGCAAAAGUGAGUGACGCAUCAAAUGAAGCGGGGGUCGCUACAGAAAGUUGCAAAAACAGUGAAGCUGAGAGUAAAGAAAUAGCCGGGAGCGAGGGAAGAGACAGGGAAGGAACAGCAGCUGCUGUGCAAGCAGAUCAGGGUUCAGACCGCACAGAUGGCACCAGUGCACUGCCUGUCAACAACUCCAGUGCUGAUGGUCACAAUGCCAACAAUACAGAAAAGCCACAGUCCUCAGACGCACAUGGGUCUGCAGAGGCAAAGGCAGACACAGAGAAGACAACAGGGACAAAACAGGGUCCCUCAGCUUCUCUGGUCCAAAGCGACUCAGCAGCCAUAGCAGCUGCUGAAGCUCUUGCCAGUCUCACAGGAGGAGACGGGGAAGACAGCCAAGAGACUCCUUGCUCAUCCGAAAAGGCCAAACAGGUGAAACAGGGGAGCAAAUUUAAACAACGCGGGGGCCACCAGUCCUCAAGAACAGGCUCUAGAACGCAGGCAGCUGCUGCAGAUAGCUCCACAUCUGUGCACAGCACUGACAGAGAAGAUGCAGAUGAGAUGCCAGAAGCAGAUGAAGGUGAUGAAUCCAUAUCUGGGUCUUCCUCCACUCCGAGCUCCUCUUUCCCAUCAGACAAUGAGGACAAUGACGAUGGGGAGUGUGCCAUUGUGUCAGUUAAGAUGGCCCCAGAGAUGAGACAGUCGGUGGCUCUCCUGGCGCAGGUGCAGAUGAGACUGGAAGCUCUUGAGAAGAAGAGCGCUCGGCUUCACCAGCGGCUGGAGCUGAAGAUAAGUCGUCAGCGCCGCCCACAUCUGGAUCAGCGCAGCUCCAUCACAAAAUCAAUCCCUGGCUUCUGGGUGACAGCUCUGUUGAACCAUCCUCAUCUCUCGGCUCACAUUGAUGAGACGGAUGAAGACGCUCUCAGUUACAUGACUGAUCUCGAGAUCGAGUCCUUCAAGAAUAAUAAACUGGGUUACAGGAUCCGCUUCCACUUCAGACGGAACCCGUACUUCCAGAACAACAUCAUAAUGAAGGAGCUGCACCUCGGCAUGGGAGCUUCUCCUGUUUCAGGAUCUCCUAUGUCAUUCUCCAACCCCAUCCUGUGGCACCGUGGACAGAACCUGACGGCCCACAGUGAACCCCGGAAGUCGUCGCGUGGCGUCUAUCAGACCUUCUUCAGCUGGUUCAGUGACCAUAGCAACCCAGGACAAGACGAUGUAGCACUGAUACUUAAGGACGACCUGUACAGAGACCCUCUGAGAUACUACCUCACUCCUCUGUGGGAGCCGAGAGAGAACGGCAGCGGUGGCUCUAGCGGGGCCAGAGCAGCUGACAACGGAAAUGGAGAUGAGUGUGUGGUGAUCUCUGACUCAGACGAUGAGCCCGGUGAGGAAGCUGGUGAAGCUGAACAAGGUCACAGUAGGGAGGAGGAAGAGGAGGAUGACGAAGAGGAGGAGGAAGAAGACGAAGAAGAAGAAGAAGAAAUGGAGGAGAGGGGGCCAAGUGCUGAUGAGAGUCCAGAGGAGAAGGAUGAUGGUGGUGGAGAAAUUGUGAUUGACGGCUCUGACGACAGUGAGCAGGAAGAGGAGGAGGCCUGAAAAGGCGCCGAUAGGAAGAGGUGGUGUGUGUCAGUGAAGAAGGCGAGUCAUCGAGGGACCAGAGACCAGGAAGAGGACGCCCAGGUUGACAUAGAAUACCAGAGCAAUGUCAUUUUUAUGCACAGAAUAUCAGUUUUUGUUUUUUUUCUACCUAAAAAAAAACAUAGAAGCAUUUUAAAUCAGGGUUAACAAUAAUAAAGCCAAGGCAGCAUGGUUUCCCCUCUAUUUUAUACACUCGGUACUGUGCAUUCUGAUUCACUUUUUGCAAAAAUAUUCUUUUUUAAACUGGUUCUCAGGCAUAUUAUGCCAGUCAGUUCAUACACGUAGUGUCCUUCUAUUUAAUGAGGAGCAUCGUAAAACAGCCUGCACACACGUCGGCGAGGUCUUGUGUGCCGCUACUUGUCAGCAUUAAAUGUUGCAUUGAAAAUUAUUUAAAAAGAAAAAAUAAUAAUGCAGAAACCUUCAGUGGCAUUAUGUAGUGGUUAUUUCAAGGCAAAGUUUGGCUGUUUUUAGUAUUGACAUCACUAGAUAAAUUGACAAUAAUGACAGUACGUUUCAGAUGCACUGAGUACUGAACCAAAAUUUAUUCUCAGGGAUGAUCAUGGUGGUAGUUUUAUGGAAAGAAUCUUACUGAUUUUGACAUUUUCAGACAUUUACACACUCUGGUGGUUGUUGGUUGUGUAUAGGGAAACGUGUACUCUACUGUAGUAAAUAGGAACAAAUAUUGUUUUAAUAUGAUACCUGUGUUUUUCCUUCUUCACCUAUAUGUUCAGUCUUGUUAAACACAACCUCCAUCCCCCCGUCACAACCUGUAAACCGUCUCUGAUGUUUAAAAUCAUGGCGUAGUUUUACCAACGUUUUUGUGGAUUUUUUUUCUACCCUUUUAGAAUUUUAACUUAAUUUGACUUUACUUUCUAAAACAUUUAAGAUUUGUUUUCAUGUAAUGUGUUUUAAGGUUUGUGUUAUCUUUUUAAAAAGUUGAUAUUAUGUUUUUCUACACGUCCACAUUAAGGCAUGCCUGUGAGCAUGAACUGUAAGACAGAAUGAAAACAUUAAGGCUUUUUCUGUGCACAGUGUCGGUAAAUGUCGUUAAAAACUUCACAGCAACAUUAUGGGGUGCACUGUAACAAAUUAGUAUUUGUAUUCGCUUACUUUUCUUAGUAAUGACCUGUAAAUAAUAUUUCAGCAUUGUCUUUUGGAUAAGACAAGUACACGUGUUUAAUCCAUGGAUGAAUUUAUCAAUUAAUCUGGAGUUUUUUCAUAAACAUGAUCAGAAAGUUAUAUUUUGUGUGCUGUGUUUUAUAGAACACUGUAGUUUAAAGAUACCUACUUGUUUGUUGCUUUGGUUAAUUUUGUUUGCUUAAAGAUAAAUGUCCACCUUUUGACUCAGACCUAAUAAAAUAGGCAGUUGUUUGA